AUGCCUGUGGAAGUUGUUACGAUCGUGAACUCGUCGGGGAAGAUAAUCAGCAAUGGCAGACACCUGAUCAAUGUUCUUAAAGAAGCCAAGGCCUCCUAUCAAGAGAAAAAGGCGGCUAUUAAAGCUGAACGCGCCAUCAAGCGUAGUGAGACUAUCGACAUACCGAGCGCAUCUCGCUACUAUGACAGCAUCGAAUAUGAUGGAUGGCCUCGCCGGGCGUCUCACGAUGACGGUGCUUCUCAAGCUUCCUCUCGUAGAAGUUACCGCUCAAAGCGGUCUACUUCUCAGGCGGGAACUGCCUUGACUGAACGCAAUCUUAAGACUCUUACUGAAGUCUCCUCUACGGCUCCUUCGCGCCCUCCAGUUACAUACCGUUCUCCCUAUGCCGAGACAGCCCCUAGAGACAUGAUGUUGAGUCGACCAACAUUAGCGCAUGCGCCAACGAUGCCUAUCUACGCCGGCGAGCUGGUCAACUCGACCCCGACGCAUAUCGUGCCCGUGUCCCGAUCAACAUCGGAUCCGGCCCUAAGGGAGAAGGGGAAGGACAUUGACAUGAACUUAGCAUAUGGAAGUCUUCCUCCCGAUCUAGAAGAGAGGGUGGACCUAGACCCUGUCCACAAGAAUGUCGAAAAAGAGCGCGAAGCAAUGAGUGUAAUAGAGAAGAUCGAGAAUCUACUAACAGAAGCUCAAUGUUUACACCAUACCGCAACGCAUAUUAUUCAGCAUCUACAGGGAAACCCGGAAGCUGCCGCUGCUGUUGCUCUUACGCUCGCCGAGCUUUCUGCGCUACUGGGAAAGAUGUCGCCUUCUUUCCUUGCCGUCCUCAAAGGUGGAAGUCCUGCAAUUUUUGCUCUUCUAGCCAGCCCCCAGUUCCUUAUUGCGGCUGGUGUGACGGUCGGAGUGACGGUGGUCAUGUUCGGAGGUUGGAAGAUUGUGAAGCGUAUCCAGGAAGCUAACUCUGCUGCUGCUUCUCCGAUGGCUUUCUUGGCGCACCAACCAGCGCCUGGUGAAAACAAUCGGGCUCCAUAUCCGGAAUCGGAAGUAAGCGCGGGCUUCGACGAAGCUCUUGUGCUCGAAGAAGAGUUAAGCAGUAUCGAAAUAUGGCGUAGGGGCAUUGCACCUUUUGGCGAGGAUGGUCAGGCCGACCUUGAGCUUAUCAGCCCAGAAGCUGAUCGUGCGAUUCGCAGUCAGUACGGUGGUGAUGAUGCGCGGACCGAGCGUAGCGUUCGCACGAAUAGAACUGGGCGCACAGACAAGACAUCCAAGACAAGUAAAACGACCAAGACUAGCAAGUCGCACAAACCACCGAAGAGCCGGAAGGGCGACACAGGAGAGCAUCAUGACGUUCCCAAGAAUGGUAGCAAAGAUGUCGAUAACGCAAGUGAAGCGGGUAGUCACCGAAGCCACCGAAGUACCCAGAGUCAUCGCAGCCACCAAAGCGUCCAGAGUCAUCGGAGCGAUAAGACGGAACGUCACUCCAAAUCUAAGCGAUCCGAAAAGGUAGAGGUAAAGGCCAUCGACGACAGUAACAACGACCGAGAAAAAUCACUCAGCGUCGCGCUUCGCCCGAAGAAGGACAACAUGCUUAAAUCCUUAUUCAAGAAGAAGAAGGACCGCGAAGAUAAAGAACGGGCUUACUCGGUUGUUCGGUGA
Messenger RNA from Daldinia childiae, 1653 nucleotides. RefSeq lists its product as uncharacterized. NCBI's taxonomy places the organism in Eukaryota, Fungi, Ascomycota, Sordariomycetes, Xylariales, Hypoxylaceae. The transcript has 2 exons. The record is from RefSeq and is a predicted model, not a curated record. Bases 1 to 1653 code for a protein of 550 amino acids.